Molecule: messenger RNA, 279 nt
Organism: Mucor mucedo
Lineage: Eukaryota; Fungi; Mucoromycota; Mucoromycetes; Mucorales; Mucoraceae
Exons: 1
Molecular function (GO): nucleic acid binding
Source: RefSeq, a predicted model, not a curated record
UUGAAAAGAGUAAAGCUGGAGCCCGAGGAAAGAAAUGUCUCUGAUAGAAUACAAGCGAGAAAAGAAUGGGUAGAUGAAGCUAUAGCAAUGGGUGUGGAUUACAUGAACAACUGUAUAUUAAUUGAUGAGGUUGGUUUCAACGCUGACUUAAGAAAAACCCAAGUUUGGGCACCUGUGGGAGACACCCCUAUAGUAAAAGUGCUCUCGGAUAGAGCCAACUCAUUUUCAAUUUUGGGUGCCACAUUUGCGAAAGGUCUUUUUAAAAUAUGCCUGAAAAAC